CAGUACCUCGUUGUUGGCGGUACCUGAGUACUUGUAGCGACAUAACCGGUGUGAACCACUUCAAGGUCAUCCGUUAACUAAGAAUAGUAUCCAACCAAGUGCGGAUGCGAUGUGUUACCUUUUCAGUUUUAAUGCUGGACUCAUUUUGGUGAAUAUGGCAAGAAAAUUUAUAUGGGUAUUGUGAGUUUGGAUAACACAAAGUGUAAGUGGUGUGAGGUUACCUAAGGAGUAUUUGUAAUAGUAUCAUUUCCAACUGGACUAGUGCAGAUGGUUGCAGUUCCUUGGUUUCGGAAACGGAUGUCGCAGAGGCUCUUUACUUUUUCCAAUAAGAGGUCCGUCCCUGAAGUCUGUUAUUUUAUUAUCGACACCGCCAUAGAAAACCAGACCCGAAUAAAAUGUUUCUCGGAGGUCACAGUCCUUCCCAGGAACCUAUAAUUUGUUCUUUAAUUAGACCGCUAACUAAUGGAAUCCAGAUUUGGUAAACGCCGCACCAUUCGGCAAACUCAGCUGAUAAACGUUGCAAAUUCAAUAUAAUGUCAUCAAAUUCAAAUGCAAAUCUUAAUGAAAAUAGUAAGAUACAAGGAACCCUUUACACAUAUCUUCAAGAUCAACCAAUAAUAACUUUUGCGCCUUCUAGUAUCAGUGAUCCUAAAACUUUGAGAGAUAAUGAUUCGCCACCACCAACACCGCCUGUCAGAGAUUCUUCCAGCCUUAAAUCCAUUAAAUACGGACCCGGACAUGAAAAAUUUCCGUCGUGGCCCGUACCUGCAGCUGCGGAGACUCCACAGACCAUACGAAAUCAUAAUAAUGGGGGAUCUCAUAGAUCAAAAUCAUGGACAGAUUAUACGAAUUAUCCUAAGGAGAAGAUAAUUUCAUAUACCAGACCGUAUAUGAAGAGACAGUACUUAACUAACAUGCAAGAGAAGCUAAAAACUGUGAUGGAAAAACGUGAAAAAAUUCCGCCGGAAACCUUUGAAUCGUGCUAUGAUAAACUAAGUGAUAGAAUGUUCUUGCCAAAUCUCGAAAACGACGGAAAACUUGGUGACGUAAAUUGCACCAUGCCUGUAGUGCCUGAACGGGACCUCUCAUCGAAAUCUCAACUUCCCCAAUCCAUGCUAAAAGAACUUACAAGGUCAUACCAGGAACCCAAAUUUAUAGAUGACACAAUUAAUUCCAAUCAUAAACUGACAGAAUCAGGGUUAGAGGAAUUUAUGGAAUACACUCGUAACCACGACGAUUCACUUUUUAAUUCUAUGAAUUCCAAACACGAUGGAAGUAUUCUUAAUCAUAUUCACCAGAAGCAGAUCUCCUACGCCCAUUCUGAAGGAUACCAUAGUUACGUUUCAAGUACAGACUCAACUUCUACUCCUUUUUUGGAUCGCUUGAGAAGGGAUAGCGAAGCGGCAGUUGGAAGACCUAUGUCUUCCAACACUUGGGAUGAGCUAAUUCCUGAAGACCGAAACAGUAGAAGUGAAGGAAGAGACAGUGUUGUUACUACAAGCUCCGGAAGCGUUUCUUCUAGUGAAACACUCAAAUGGCACGGUUCUAUGAGUGAUGUUUCUGUCACGUCCCAUAGUAGCUCUCGUCAUAACUCGAACAGUUCAACUAGACAAUUAAUAGCUCAUAGUGCGAGAGUUCAAACACCAAAAAGACAUCAUUCAGAAAGUGUAUUAUAUAUGAGUGGGGAAAAGGAAGGUUCGUUAAAAACCAGGGCAGGCCGAAAUUGUAACGUAAAUAAACUUAAAUUUUUCCCUUUAAAUACUUACAACACAUACACGGUACAGGAAAAUGAAAAUCAGUCAACUAAUAACUCUAACACUUCUAACCACAGAUUAUCAAUAUCACUACAAUCAGCAUUAUCUGUAGCCGAUAGAAUAAGUGAAUUGGAAAAACAACAGAAAUAUUCAUAUUAUGAUCCAGAAAAGAAACAUAAAUUUCCUGAUCCUACACUUAAAGCUAUACAGAAGAAAGCUCUGUUGUCAUUUUACGAAAGGCACAAUAAUCCCAAUAAAAAUUAUUGGACAUCAGAACCACAGCUCCCCCACACAAACCUCACGUAUACCCAAUCUCAUCCAAAAUUAAAAACUCAAAUGACAUCUAGACGAGCUUCAUCGGCUUCCGAUUAUGUAGGCAGUAACUCCAAACGAAGCAGUUUGGCAUCGAAUAAAGAAAAGAUUGAUGUUGUAUCACAAACAGUUCCUAGACACCAACAUAGUAAUUCAUGUGGAAGUUUAUCGACCGAUAUAUUAGGACCUAUUAUAGUAGGUUCUGCAAUAUCCGUAGAUGACUACGUUCCUGAUCAACCACCUGCACGACCUCCGAAGCAUCCUAAUCUAAGAACCGCCUUUCCAGACUUAUUUUUAGACCAAAGGGUUCCUAGUCCAGAUUUACCACCUCCCUCCCCUCCUACCGUUUUGGAGAAUGAAGUGAUUAAUAGUGAUGAACCUUUUCCCCCACCACCACCAGAAUGUAAAAGUGAUUGGCAGGAUGCAUUUAGCGAUUCAGCAGAAACUUGUACGGGAUAUCAAAUUCCUGCUCCACAAAUACAAAAGCCUUCGAAGUUGGAAAUGAAAGUUAUUGAACAAACAGUAGGUCUGCCCGAAAGAUAUCCCAAGAUUUCAUCAGUACGAUCGUCUAUUAAAAUGAAAUCAUCAGAUCAGAUCUUUAAGCAAGUUAACAGCAAGCCAUACAUUAGUACUGCUCACUCAGAACCAACCACCAAGCCUGAUGAGAAAUUAGGCUUUCCAAAUCAAAGAGGGUAUCAAGAAAGAGCAAGUACAAGGUAUCCAAGUACUCAAAAACUGAAAAUGUGUGGAGCUGUAGCAGUUAGCCAAAAGGUUACUGGUCUCUCAGAGAAAUAUAGACCUGAACCUUUAAGAUCACAUAAGAAAAUUGAUAACAACCACCUUCCAGUAUAUAAAGAUACCCAUCUGGUACAAAGGGCAUCGAUAGCUGAAAGUCCUAGUAAAGAAGUGGCUCCACCUCUACAACCAAGACAAAUGAGGGUUAACCAAUCGAUGAGAGCACGAAUUUCGAGUGAUCAUAAAUCUGGUUCAACCAAAGUUCGAGAAGCGAGAUCGUCGUCAAUAAGCCAGUCGAAGGCAUCUUAUUUAACUACCCGCCACGAAAAGGAUCGGAUUUUACCAGAAUCAGACACAGGUAGAUAUAAAAGAACCAUGUCUCCCAAUGGACAUGAACUUCCUUCAGAACCGAUAAGUGAGCCUCAGAAAAUAAAAGAAACGUUUUGUUCAUCUCAUACGACUCGAAAAAAUACUAAUAUUUCAAGAAGAUCAUCAAUGAAUGAACCGAAGAUUGAUAAAUGUGAUGUUGAAGAUUUAAAAAAUAAUCUAGUUUUACCUGAUGUUCUCCCAGUUAAUGCCAAGUUAAGAUCUCUAUAUAAUGCCACCUCAAAGCUAAGUGAUACUGAGUCACAAAUAAUUUUACCAAAGCCAUUAUCCAAAUCUCCGCCUUCUUCAUCGCCAAAGAGCCCGUCAAGGAAUUGUAAUUUUACUAACACAUUUUCUACUAUUACACCUUCUACUGCCAUUAUAACGUCGCCCCGAACUUUUUCACAAUCCCCUACAGCUAUUUCAUCAUCCCUCUCUGCAUUUUGUACACCAUCUCCUACUGUUGUGCAGUCUUAUUCUGAGACUACAGUUCCUAUUUCAAGACUUUCUAUUAGUUCUGUUGAUUUAACGACGAGUAUUAGGAGCACUGCGGCUACUUUACCUAGAAUGAAUAUAACCCCUAGUAAAAAGUCAAAUCCAAGUCCUAUUACACCACCUAGUUAUCCCGAUAGAACAUCCCCUUCAAUAGCCAAACCAGUGAGUAGAAGUUCUUCUUUAGUCAAAAAAUGUUCUCUUUCACCUAGAUCUUCAUUAAAAUUGUCACCUGUGAAAAUAUCGACGACAUCUGCAUCCUCGACUCCAGUAAUAUCUUCCUCGUUUAGUUCAUCACCUGUGGCACUUCAAUUGCCUAAAUCUCCUCCUUUGAUUUCUUCCACUCUUAAAGAAAAUUAUCCUCAAGGUUUGCAAUUAAUACAAAGAACCGAAGUCGUUUUAAGAGUGAAUGCUACGAUAGAUGCUGCUUCUCAAACUGAAAAAGAAGAGUGGUCUUCUACACCUUUGUCUGUGAGAAAAAAAUUAAAGGAAGAGGAUGAAUGUGAAAAAUUAGCGGAAGAUCUCAUUGACCAUUUGUCCCGGUCUGACAGAUUGAAGGGACUUUUAGUUACCUUACCGGGGCAUAAAAAAUCAACAGAUUACAUUCAGGGGUUGUUUCGAGAAGAAAUUACUUCUAGACCUAGACCUUUGAGUAGGAGUAAAAGUAAUGCGUCCAACAGUACACCUCCUCCAGUCUUUACGCUUUCUGUAACUACAUCGACUACCAGUACGGUAUCUAGUGCAACAUCAAAAUUAAGUACGUCACCAUCCUCACCUACAACAUCUGUAACCUCGUCGUUUGAAUCGAGUCCACUAUCGAGUUCUUCAACGUGCUUUGUCAAUUUAGAACCUAAUUCAGCGUAUCCAGUAGGAUAUAUCCCGGAAAGAAAAAACUGCUUAACAGUUAAGAAUACUCGAUACCUAAAUCAGAAGAAGGAGGAAUUAAUAAAUCGACUAGAGAAGAAAAUUGAAGUGCUUCGUACUGAAGAGUUGAUAAUCCAGGACGAGUGUAAGAUUAAUGAUGAUUUGGGAGAGGACGUUGAAAAAUAUAUAAACAUGGUUGCAAGACCUCAUGAAGCAGCAAAAUUUAGAUUGCAUGUAGAAGAAAUAGGAAAAAUUACGAAUCUUUUACUAAGCCUUUCGAGUAGAUUAGCUAAAACAGAAAAUGUUUUAAUGGAAAUGUCAGAAAAUGACCUAGAACGGACAAUUUUGGAAGCCAAGCGUGAUAAACUCAUGGAUCAGUUGCAAGAAGCUAAAAAGUUGAAGGAGAGUAUUGAUCGAAGAGGUGUCAACGUUUCAAAUAUUCUUAACAAAUAUUUGAAUUCCGUGAAGUAUGCGGACUAUGACCAUUUCAUUAAUAUGAAAACGAAAUUAUUAGUGGACUCUAAAGAAACAUCAGAUAGAAUCAAAUUAGGAGAAGAGCAGCUGUUAGCCCUUAAAGAGGCUAAUGUAAUUACAGACUGAUAUAUAAAAAUCUGUAUUAAGUUUAAAAAUAAUGCUUAUUUGUAAAUAUUUUACUAUUCGAAUUUUAUCGAAUGCCUAGUCCGGUGAUGUUUUUUUUAAUUGUUGUAAGAACUUCGAAUAUACUCUACGAAAAUA
Diabrotica virgifera virgifera (western corn rootworm) is the source of this 5258-nucleotide messenger RNA. Its product is annotated as protein Shroom. Gene Ontology annotation, cellular component: cortical actin cytoskeleton; apical junction complex; adherens junction. NCBI's taxonomy places the organism in Eukaryota, Metazoa, Arthropoda, Insecta, Coleoptera, Chrysomelidae. Gene Ontology annotation, biological process: actin filament organization. The transcript has 15 exons. Bases 534 to 5123 code for a protein of 1529 amino acids. Gene Ontology annotation, molecular function: actin filament binding. The record is from RefSeq and is a predicted model, not a curated record.